AUGUCAUUUGACAACAUGGCUGCGCCCGUCGCUCUGAUCCAAGGAGCCAGCAGGGGACUGGGGCUUGAAUUCUGCAGGCACAUACUGAAGAAUAAAGCUCUCGCUUCUGUAAUAGCGACAUGCAGGAACCCGGACGGGGCGGCCGAGCUGCGGGGCUUGUCUGGCCAACACCCGGGCAGAGUGACGAUCCUCAGCCUGGACGUGAACCGGGAGGAAGACAUCCGCGGAGCCGCGGAGCGGGUGAAGGAGAGCUUCGGCCGGCUGGAUCUGGUCGUGAACGCCGCGGCGAUGCUUCAUCCCUCUGGAAAAGGAGAAACCAGUCUGAGGGACGUUUCUGCACAGGGCAUCGUUUCCACCUUAACAACCAACACAGUGGGUCCCCUGGUCAUGGCUAAGUACUUUGCACCUCUCCUGCAAAAAGGCAGUGGUGGAUUUGGUCAGCAGCCUGCGGACAAAGCCAAGCAACACAGUGGAAUCAUCGUCAACAUCACGGCCAAAGUGGGAUCCAUCGGAGAUAAUGGUCUGGGCGGCUGGUACAGCUACAGAAUGUCCAAAGCAGCUCUCAACAUGGCCACCAGGAAUUUGUCAAUAGAGCUGGGCCGCGGUCGACCAAAGGUGGUGUGUGUGUCUUUACAUCCGGGAACCGUCAACACAGACCUCUCGCGGCCUUAUCACCGAAACGUGCCUAAAGACAAACUGUUCAGUGCCGAGCACUCUGUGAACUGCCUGAUGAACAUCAUAAACGCACUGAGUGUCCAGAAGACCGGGAAGGCGUACAACUGGGACGGGUCCGAGCUGCCCUGGUAGAAUCAGUACAACAGGACGGCGUUCCUGAAACUAAAUCAUGGAAAUGAUCAGGGGUGAGGCUUCUGGCAGUUUCAGUGUAUUUUGCUACCUCAAAGUCAGCUACAGUGUUCAAAUUCUGUUGAACAUUCUUUUGCUCACUUGUCUAAAGGCCUUAAGAUUUAUUACAUUGUAAGUGUCGUCUACACGUAAUGAGGCACAGUUACACUUCAAUUCAAUGAAAGUGGCAUAAAUGUGCAUUACAUUGAAUACAAUCCUGAAAUCUUCACAGUUGAGUGUAUUUCUAAACUUGCAUUUUUAGACAUUUGAGCUUUUCAAUGCGAGAAAUAAAACUUUCAUGGUGGCAUUUCUUCUUUUGGGAGAUUUGGUGGUGGCUGCAGCUCAGUUGCAGAAUCAUAAUUUUUUUUAAUUAUUUUUAUUCAAAGAGGUAAAUUUCAUCACUUAAACUUGAAAUUACUCCUCAGUUUAUGAGGUUAUGAAUUGUAAAGGACACAGAAGAAAAGAUUUCAGGAAUAGUGAGACUAAAUUUUGUGUCUUGGGGUUUGCAGUGUUAAACUGAAUAUUAUCAAGUCUGGGUUACCAGGUGCAUUUAUUAAACUCCAGCCCUGCAAAAACUUACAUUAAAGUCAUUAUUGGAAUUUGGAGGCCAACUUUCACACCAUCGUGCAUGUGGAUCAAUUACAAAACUGCCAACAUGAUCAUGGCACUGUUUCACCAGAAGAUGGCAGCAUUUCGUUUGAUUGAUGGUCUUCAGUGUAAACACACUUGACAUGUAUGGCAUUCUUCAAAUUAAAUU
Messenger RNA from Salarias fasciatus (jewelled blenny), 1600 nucleotides. Its product is annotated as C-factor. Bases 1 to 807 code for a protein of 268 amino acids. Gene Ontology annotation, cellular component: cytoplasm. Gene Ontology annotation, molecular function: oxidoreductase activity. The transcript has 4 exons. NCBI's taxonomy places the organism in Eukaryota, Metazoa, Chordata, Actinopteri, Blenniiformes, Blenniidae. The record is from RefSeq and is a predicted model, not a curated record.